This is a messenger RNA of Venturia canescens, 2906 nucleotides long. RefSeq lists its product as uncharacterized. Bases 875 to 2794 code for a protein of 639 amino acids. The record is from RefSeq and is a predicted model, not a curated record. The transcript is spliced from 12 exons. Gene Ontology annotation, molecular function: protein binding. NCBI's taxonomy places the organism in Eukaryota, Metazoa, Arthropoda, Insecta, Hymenoptera, Ichneumonidae. Gene Ontology annotation, cellular component: membrane.
UCAAGCAAGCGUAGUCGCUAGCAACUGGUAGCAUUAGUUAGUUGACCAUUUUAUCAUCUUCGUCUCUUUUAACCUGUUUUUUUGCUCAAAAACUAAGUAAAUAGUGUGAAACCUGUUGCAGUUUAUAUUCGCAAGUGAAUUGAAAUCUUCUUAGGCCUUAAUAAUGCUGCUCUUCGUGGCAUAGGAUCAUUGAAAAACUGUGUGGAUUAUAGUGGUAUCAAAUUCCUAUUUUUCGUGGGAUUAUACGAGGAAAAGGAAGAAGAAGUUACGGGAAACGUUGAACGACGGAAUGGGAGCAAUGGAAUAAAUAAAUUUCCGCAAGUGCCAUUCGUUUAACGAGAGACGGUGCGGUAUGAAACGUCGGGAACAAGUGAUGUAAGCGCGAGGGAGAGUUGAAAUAACUCGGAUGGAAACGACUUGAGAAGAAGCAAUUUUUAUCCAGUGAUUCUCGCUGAUAUUAUAGCUAUUCGCUGCAGAAUUCUAACCAGUGACUCGAGUGUGCAACGUUAAUCGAUGUGCACCGUUUUUUAUAAGUGAAACAUACGAUUCGCUAUUUUAUUUUUACGGCGAAACGGGGAAGGGACGAAAAAAAUUUCCUGAACGUUGAACGUGUCGCAAUUUCCUCGGGAACUAUCCGCUCGUCUUGUGCACCACGAUCGCUCGUCGUAACCAAUCGUCACGCACUUGCUACGCUGUCGUUGAAAUUCUCCUCGGACUCGUUAGCAAACGUCAGAAAUCUCCGACUCCCUUUUUCUCUUCUCAUGUCCUCUCUCCAUUGAAAAUCACUCGUUCUACGUGAUUUAUGCAUACCUUCGUCAACCAAGGCACGAGCAGAGAUAAAGCAUUCCAGCGACUGAUAUAGCCACAAUAGACAAUGGGCAAAUGUACAGAGUGUCAAUCAGCGUGUGUUAUAACACAGCAUUCAGCACAGUGUGUGAAAUUGGCAGUGGGUCAGCAACCCGCGAGAAUGGGUUUAUCCUGGUUGAGGGAAUGCAACCUCGUCCUCGUCCUUGUUCUCGUAAUAAUGGUAUCAUCGUCGGCUAUCGAGCUUACUGGAGACAACGUGUGUCACGGACUGGAAAACUACACCACGACCACCAAAGAGAGUUAUAUGGAACCUGUCGUCGUCCACACGUUCACCUGGUGUUUCCAAAUACCUCCGCGGUGUCCGAAAUCUCGCAUGGAAAUGCGUCAACGAUGGCGAAUAAAAACAGAAGUCCGACAGAGAAAGUCAAUGAAAUGCUGCGAAGGUUACGAGGUGAAAAAAUCCACUGGGGAAUCCGUGGAUACGCAAAACUCAGAUUUCGGCGUGUGCAAACCGCAUUGCGAUAUUUGCGAGUACGGUAAUUGCAUCGCACCGAAUAUUUGCAUGUGCGAACCGGGUCGUCGCGGAGAUGGAUGCGCCUCUGAAUGCCCAUCGGGUACUUGGGGUGAAAAAUGUUCUCAGGCAUGUAAUUGCCAACCAGUUCACAUCUGCAAUCCCAUCGAUGGCAAGUGUCAUUGUCCGCCAGGAUGGCAAGGCUCCAGCUGCAACGAAAAAUGUCCUCCGGGUAAAUGGGGAGUGGAUUGUGAGCAAUCGUGUGCCUGUGACAGAGCGAAUUUCGGAACCGAGCAGUCACCAUUAGCACGACAAGAAUUAGCGUCAGUUUGUCAUCACGAGACAGGAAACUGCAUAAAUAUUCAUCACAUUAUCGUUUCCUCCGUACCAGAGAUAAUGACGAACGAUCGGUUCGAUCGCAAGGAAAAUAUCGAGCUGGAUACUCCGAGUUCCACAACUGUCUCGAUGGCUUCGUCGUCUACGGAAGCCGCGGAUCGAGGCCAGGCGCUUAAUACGGAUCGAGACAAUUUACAUGUAAACAGACAUUCCGUUGACAAAGUUAUUGGCGAUCACCGGAGCGAUGGAGUGACGAAAGACUUCCGAGAGUUCACGAUGGAAUCGUCCACGCCCGGUCAUUACGAUGAGUCUUCGAAAUCUUCCAAAAGACUCGAGACCACCUCGGACGAGGCAUUUUCUGAUACGAUUUUUUCCGAGAUCGGUGAGAUUGAGACGAGCCCAGUGCCUGUUAGGAUUGAGACGAUUAAGUAUGAUAAUUACAAUGUGCAGCAGCGAGUCGAGAGAAUCGACGUGAAAAAGCCAAGGGUCAAAAAGCCAUCGACCUCUGGACCGAUAGUCGCUGUAGUUCACGUUUCCGGUAACGGAUCGCCCGAUCACGAUGGUCCAAUGAUAAUGACAUCGUUGGGUGCAGAAAAAAUACCAUCACACACGGUCGCGAUGCCACUCGACGUAGCAGCUUUGAUUGUUGUCGGCUCUGUAAUAUCUCUUGGCUUGACAACACUCGCUGUGCUCGCGAUCCUUCACAUACGAUCAAAGCUUUUCGAGACUAUACGCUUGUCGAUAUGCGAUGCGGACAAACGCGAUAUAUGCAACGAUACCAUUCGGAGGGCAGGCCUCGAAAAAGGGAAUUCCGGUAGAAUUUCAUCAACCACUUCGACCAACGCUAUACUCGCCUGCGAAUACGAAACUCCGAGAUGCAUGAUUCCUGAGCAUCAAACAUUGACGAGAUCACGUCCAGCCUCGAGUGUAGAAAUCAGGAAAAAAGCGGAGUCGAAUUACUCGAACGAUUAUCCAAAUAUUCGAUUAUUCAGUAAUCUUCAAGAAUUAUUGGAAGCUCAUUACGACAGGCCGCCGAGUUCUUUUCGUCCUGCAGUGUUCGAAAUCGAUGGGGAACACGUUUACGAUGAGAUUCCUUUGCAGACGAGCACGACAUUCAGCACACCAAAGAGAGAUUCGUGAAACGAAGAAGCAACGAAAUCGUUCACACGAAUGCUGCGUAUUUUUGUCAUAAACACGUAAUUUAUGAUUGUACAAGUUUUUCAUACAAUAAAGACAUAAAUUCAAAUGAAAA